Messenger RNA from Pararge aegeria (speckled wood butterfly), 1038 nucleotides. RefSeq names its product histone-lysine N-methyltransferase SETMAR-like. NCBI's taxonomy places the organism in Eukaryota, Metazoa, Arthropoda, Insecta, Lepidoptera, Nymphalidae. The transcript has a single exon. Gene Ontology annotation, molecular function: nucleic acid binding. Bases 1 to 1038 code for a protein of 345 amino acids. The record is from RefSeq and is a predicted model, not a curated record.
AUGGAGAAAAUCGAGCACCGCGCUGUCAUAAAGUUCCUUACCAAGCAAGGUAAAUCGGUUCAAACCAUACUAGAAGAGAUGUCAUCCGUUUACGGGGAGUCUUGCCCCGGUAAAACCAUGGUUUAUAAGUGGCAUACCCUGUUUAAGCAAGGCAGGGCCUCACUUGAAGAUGAUCCUCGGCCAGGACGGCCGAUCGAGGUGACCACUCCGGAAAUAAUUCAAAAAGUGGAAAAAUUAAUACUGGAAGAUGCUAGACUAAAGAAGAAACAGCUCGCAGAAAUGGUUGGAGUAUCCGAUACAACCAUAUUUAAAAUUCUUCACGAUCAUCUCGGCAUGACCAAAGUCAGUGCAAGGUGGGAGCCGAGAAUGCUCACGCCGCCUCAAAAACAACAGCGCGUAGAGUGUUCUCGCGCGUUUUUGGACCUCUGUAAUGAAGACCAGGAUGGAGUAUUGACUCGAAUUGUUACUGGGGAUGAAACUUGGGUUCAUCAUUAUGAACCUGAGUCUAAACAAGAUUCUAUGCAGUGGCACAAAAAAGGUACACCACCACCAAAGAAAUUUAAGGUGUCACAGUCGGCGGGAAAAAUCAUGGCGACAAUCUUUUGGGACUCAGAAGGAUUCUUGUUGAUAGAUUAUAAAGAUAAAGGUGUCUCCAUAACCGGAGAAUACUACGCUUCAAUCUUAGAGCGAUUAAAGGAAGCAAUCAAGGCAAAAAGAAGGGGAAAAUUAACCAAAGGUGUCCUCCUUCUGCACGACAACGCGCCUGUGCACAAGAGCCGUGUUGCGUUGGCUUCCCUGUAUAAGAUGGGCUUCGAUAUUUUGGUUCAUCCACCCUACAGUCCUGACCUGGCUCCCAGUGAUAAUUAUCUCUUUCCAAAAAUGAAAAAAGAACUUCGGGGGAAGAAGUUCUCAAGCGAUGAAGAAGUGAAGGAAGCAGUUUCAGCUUAUUUUUCAGACAAAGAAAAAACAUUUUUUUUCGAGGGUAUACAUAAGCUAAUUGAAAGAUCUGAAAAAUGUAUUAGGGUUGCAGGAGGAUAA